GCGCUGCCAGAUACGACACCUCGGCGUAAAGCGAGGUGACCCUCUUCCUUUUUGCGUUCGCUCACGGCGAGGGAUACGCAACCACAGAUAUGGGACGAGUUAUCCGGGCCCAGCGUAAGGGAGCUGGAAGCGUCUUCCGCUCCCACAACAAGCACAGGAAAGGAGCCCCCAAGCUCCGAGCCGUUGACUACGCUGAGCGUCAUGGCUACAUCAAGGGAAUAAUUAAGGAAAUUCUGCACGAUCCCGGCCGUGGUGCCCCCCUUGCACGGGUUGUGUUCAGAGACCCGUACCGGUACAAGCUCAAGAAGGAGCUGUUCCUUGCGGCUGAAGGAAUGCACACGGGCCAGUUUGUCUACUGCGGCAAGAAGGCUGCCCUCCAGGUGGGCAAUGUGCUUCCCGUGGGUGUUAUGCCUGAAGGCACUGUGAUCUGCAAUGUUGAGGAGAAAGCCGGAGACAGGGGCCGCCUGGCACGUACAUCUGGCAACUACGCCACGGUGAUUGCGCACAACGCCGACACACGUAAGACGCGCAUCAAGCUUCCAUCGGGCGCCAAGAAGGUGCUGCCCUCCGCCAACCGUGCCAUGGUAGGCAUCAUUGCCGGUGGCGGUCGUGUUGAGAAGCCCAUCCUCAAGGCUGGCCGUGCGUACCACAAGUACAAGGCAAAGCGCAACUCCUGGCCCAAGGUCCGGGGUGUUGCCAUGAACCCCGUCGAGCACCCUCACGGUGGUGGCAACCACCAGCACAUUGGCAAGGCCUCAACCGUCAGAAGGGAUGCCUCUGCUGGUCGCAAGGUCGGUCUCAUCGCUGCCAGGCGGACGGGUCGUAUCCGUGGUGGCAAGGUCAAUGCCCAGGGCAAGGACGAUUAGGCUUGUCUUGGGUGUUUGUGUUAAUAAUAAAACAGGAUGCCUCGACCAAAAC
This is a messenger RNA of Rhipicephalus microplus (southern cattle tick), 918 nucleotides long. RefSeq names its product ribosomal protein L8 (gene RpL8). NCBI's taxonomy places the organism in Eukaryota, Metazoa, Arthropoda, Arachnida, Ixodida, Ixodidae. The record is from RefSeq and is a predicted model, not a curated record. Gene Ontology annotation, cellular component: cytosolic large ribosomal subunit; ribosome. Gene Ontology annotation, molecular function: structural constituent of ribosome; RNA binding. Gene Ontology annotation, biological process: cytoplasmic translation.